Molecule: messenger RNA, 1680 nt
Organism: Nicotiana attenuata
Lineage: Eukaryota; Viridiplantae; Streptophyta; Magnoliopsida; Solanales; Solanaceae
Product: probable polygalacturonase
Exons: 5
Coding region: 187-1617 (476 amino acids)
Biological process (GO): carbohydrate metabolic process
Molecular function (GO): polygalacturonase activity
Source: RefSeq, a predicted model, not a curated record
CACUAUUAUGGGGUUUUCCUAAAAUGUGAAAAAGCAUAUCUUGCUAUAUCUUUUAUUUUAUUAAUAACCCGGAUACCUGCUAACUCUCAUCAUAACAAGUACCGACUAACAUAGUCCACCAAGGCUUUGGUAUUUUUGUCUCUGUUGGGAAUUGAAAUCAUAUCUUGCUUUAUUAUAUUCUUGCAGAUGGUAAAGACAGAUUGGUUGCUAUUAGUCCUUAUGAUGGGACUGGUGCUUUCAAGUAUAGAAAGAGCAGAGGGAAGAAAGACAGGAAUUCUUGAAGGGUCCUCCUAUGAGUUAGCAUACUCAGCAAUAAACUGCAGAAAGCACAGUGCAUCUAUAAAAGAUUUUGGAGGAGUAGGAGAUGGAAAAACACUCAACACAAAGGCAUUUCAGAAAGCAGUGAAUCAAUUGAGCCAAUAUGCAUCAGAUGGUGGAGCUCAGCUAGUUAUCCCUGCUGGUCAGUGGCUCACUGGUAGUUUCAAUCUUACUAGCCAUUUCACUCUUUUUCUUCACAAGGAUGCUGUUCUUCUUGCUUCUCAGGAAAUAAAAAAGUGGCCCCUGAUAGACCCCUUACCAUCCUAUGGUCAUGGAAGGGAUGCACCAGGAGGCAGGUAUAUCAGUCUCAUUUUUGGUACUAACCUCACAGAUGUCAUCAUCACAGGUGAGAAUGGGACAAUAGAUGGGCAGGGUGCUGUCUGGUGGCAACAAUUUCACAGGAAAAAGCUAAAAUACACAAGACCUUACUUGAUUGAACUCAUGCAUUCUAAUAAAAUUCAGAUAUCAAAUCUAACCCUUGUCAACUCUCCUUCUUGGAAUAUCCAUCCCGUUUAUAGCAGCAAUAUCAUUAUCCAAAGCCUCACUAUUUUAGCACCUGUAACAUCCCCAAACACUGAUGGAAUCGACCCAGAUUCUUGCACAAAUACAAGACUAGAGGACAACUACAUUGUAUCUGGAGAUGACUGUAUAGCAGUCAAAAGUGGCUGGGAUGAAUAUGGUAUAAAAUAUGGAAUGCCAACAAGUCAUCUGAUCAUCAGACGUCUCACUUGCAUUUCACCUUACAGUGCAGCAAUAGCAUUAGGAAGUGAAAUGUCAGGUGGAAUUCAAGAUGUGAGAGUUCAAGACAUUACAGCCAUCAACACAGAAUCAGGAGUAAGGAUAAAGACAGCCGUGGGACGAGGCGGCUUCGUCAAAGAUGUAUAUGUCAAGGGGAUGAAACUGCACACCAUGAAAUGGGUAUUUUGGAUGACAGGCAACUAUGGUUCACAUGCCGACACUCAUUGGGAUCCUAAAGCCUUACCAGAGAUAAAAGGGAUCAAUUACCGGGAUGUGGUGGCUGAGAACGUGUCAAUGGCCGCCCAGCUAGAGGGGAUGUCCGGGGAUCCUUUCACUGGAAUCUGCAUGUCCAAUGUGACAAUUGGAUUAGCAAAGAAGGCCAAGAAAUAUCCAUGGACUUGCACUAAUAUUGAAGGAAUUAGCAGCAAUGUGCAACCUCCACCUUGUCAGUUGCUGGCUGAUCAGGGCCCAAAGAAGAGUAGGAUGUGUGAUUUUCCUACAGAAAGUUUACCCAUAGAUAACAUAGAGAUGCGAAGAUGUUCUUAUAGAUUGAAUUACUGAUAAGCUUUCCUUACAUGUACCAGUUUUAUAAUUUUAGUGAACUAUCAGUACUUUUCAUGGCUA